AUGAUUCCUCACCGCAGCACGGCCCUCCUUACCAUCAUCGUAUUCGUGGCGCUGCUGUUGGUGAUAUUCUCAUCCUCCUCGAUUCCUGUGGAUCCUGAAUCGGGGGAAGUGAAGGCCUCCGGCGUAUCCAAAUAUGUUCCGCUACCCAAAAUCCCUUCUCUAAACAACUUCCACCUCCCGUCGUUCCGCCCAUCUGUCCAUACACCGCCGGAGCUGCAACCCAACAGCACCAGCGGCGAGUCCAAAUGGUUCUCCGACUGGGCAUGGUUGAAUCCAUUUUCCUCCUCGAUUACGCUGGAUGAAAACCGCUCCGUGCUUCCACCUCUGGGACACCGACCGUUUAUUUACACCUAUUACGAACCCAACAAAGGCAAUAACAAGGACGAGGAGAAUGCGGACGCUCAGCUACUUCUGGCCUGGCGCCGGGCCUGGUUUGCCCAAGGGUUUCGUCCCAUCAUCCUGGGGCCCGGCGAGGCCAUGAAAAAUCAACUCUACGAGCUGGUGCAGCCAUUGAAACUUCAUAAGGAUCUGGAGACCGAGCUUUUCCGAUGGCUCGCUUGGGGCCAUAUGGGGGAUGGUCUGCUGGCCGAUUGGCGCUGCUUCCCCAUGGCCAGAUAUGAUGACCCGUUGUUGACCUCCCUGCGUCUGGGCACGGAUCCGGCUGUGAUUACGCGCUUUGACCGCAUUGGCAACGCGCUCUUUGCAGGUGAGAAGUCGCGGAUCAACGAUGCGGUCAAGGAAGCCGUUAAGAAGAUCGAUGAAAACUCCAAGUCCAUGUUGGACUUAGUGCCUGCGGAGUUCUUCAGGAACGAAGAGCCAAGCUCGCUGGCCUUUUAUGACUCUAAUACCGUGCUGGCGAACUUUCCCACACUGGCCGAACAGAGCGUCAAGUCGGCCAUCGCGGGUAGACUCGCACUGGUCGAACUCAUCAAUUCGCAUCUACACAGCACGUUCCAGAACUCGUUCCCGGCCGGUGUGGCUGUCUUGAAGCCUUUCCCCGAACACACAACCGCCCUCGUCGAGCCCUCGCUACAGCUCGCCAAAGCUCUCGCCCAAUGCCCAACGUCUCCGGCUCCUUCCUGUCCCCCUAACCUACGGAAGUGCCACCUUUGUGACCCGACGAAGCCCAUGCAGAUCAGUCAACCGGCAGUUUACCGCAACACGACCCAGGUGUUCACCAUUGGAACCCUACCCCACCCGUACACUUUGAUCAGCCUGCAGCAGGGCUCCGCGGAUGUUAGUACGCGGCACGUGCGCCGCGAGACGGAGCGCGACGGAUGGCUGAAGGCGGUCACCCAGGAGCAACUGGGCCCCGAUCUGGGGGGAUCGUCGCGCGCCGUGGUGUUCAAGAAGGCCGUCGCCGACAUUGGAGCCAUUGGGACGUCGAUGUGGACCACAGUCGAAUCCUUGCCCGCGGAGGCUGGUCAGACCCUUCCACCCCACCUCUUGGAUGAACUGGAGUGGCAAUUUGGAUUUAAGAUCCCUCGUGUAGCGAGGGUGGAUGCGAAACAUGAGGACGACAGCACAAAGCCUAUGCCGAACGCCAACUCCAUCCAGAAAGGCGUCGAAAAGGAGUAUGAAAUCCUCCAAGUGGCCCGGGAGAUUCUGAAAAGCAAGGAGACCAAUCGAAUCAACAUCAAAGAUGUAGCGGAAGCUUGGAACCUGGCUGAUACGGAAGUAUGGCGGUUUGUUCGAGCGUAUCGGGCUCGCAGUAUUGUCGAACGGAAGAAAUGGGAGGAGGAUGAGAGGGACUUUGUUGGGGCGCGACUUAAAGAAUAG
This is a messenger RNA of Aspergillus tanneri, 1779 nucleotides long. RefSeq lists its product as uncharacterized. Bases 1 to 1779 code for a protein of 592 amino acids. Lineage: Eukaryota; Fungi; Ascomycota; Eurotiomycetes; Eurotiales; Aspergillaceae. The record is from RefSeq and is a predicted model, not a curated record. The transcript has 2 exons.